Molecule: messenger RNA, 3388 nt
Organism: Venturia canescens
Lineage: Eukaryota; Metazoa; Arthropoda; Insecta; Hymenoptera; Ichneumonidae
Product: hemicentin-2-like
Exons: 15
Coding region: 440-2920 (826 amino acids)
Source: RefSeq, a predicted model, not a curated record
UCGACGCGCGCGGUCAAAUCGAAGGGAGAGCGAUUUUCGCAACUAACUUUUUCGCUCGAUUCAUUUUCAAUACAAAUAUAUAUGAAGCACUGUUUUAAACGCGAGAUUAAUCAUUGCAAACAAUGUCCAAGUGUUCAAUGAAACCUCGAAAAAAAAGCUCGCCGAAAUAUUGGUACAAGUGAGUUAAUCAAUCGAUGCCACGUCACGUCAGCAUACUUUAUUCCCUUCGGAAACGACACGACGAGAAUCACAACGGCGACGACGACGACGACGAUCAUUAUCGCGUCGAAUCAUUCGACGACGUUAGAUCAGAGCAUACAUCGGUACAAUAUGAAGGACGAAUGAUGCGCCAAAAUAAACAUCAAUAAAUAAAGACAAGUUCGAGUUAAAAAGUGCUGCGAAUUAAAAACAAGACAACGCCAAGUUGAUCACCCUCAUUAUGUUGUGGAUAAUUGUGUUUUUCACGUGCCUCGAGAUUUCGACUCUCGCGAGUGCAGAUGCUAGAGUUAAGUCAUCGUCAUCCUCACCGAGCGCCACUUCAACUGCUGCCAAAAGACACCUGGACGAUGACUCGUUCGACAACGAUCUGGACAACUCCAGAAGAGUCGAGACUAUCCGAGGUGUCGCAGGAAGAAACGUGAGCCUUCCAUGUGAUAUACUCCAGCAACCUCUCGCCCCAAACGACGCGGUAACCAUGUUGCUUUGGUUCAAAGAGCCCAGUGGGGAACCCCUCUACAGUUACGACGCGAGAAAAGGCAGAGCGAAGAGGGGAAAUUCGGCGCAUCACUUGGGCACGGGUUCGACCUCGAAAUCCGGUCCCCCGCCGAAGCUACUGAUUCAAAAUUUACGGGAGAGCGACGAGGGCGUGUACAGAUGCAGAGUGGACUUUCGUAACUCACCGACAAAGAACGCGAUGGUCAACCUCUCCGUAAUACUUCCUCCAUCCAUUCCGAAAAUCUAUGACAUGAAGAGACGGGACAUGAGCAACCUACGGAUAGUUUAUGCCGAUGAGGGUGCAAAUCUGACGCUCGUGUGCGAAUCGCAUGGAGGCAGACCAAAGCCGAGGGUCGUGUGGUACCUCGGCUCUCAGCUGAUCAACUCGAGCUACGAAGUCAGGGAGAUCCAAACUACCAACGGCGAGAUCAAUUUCGUGACGGUAAACCACGUCACGCUCGAGGGCCUCACCAGAAAUCACCACAACACCAACCUGACGUGCAGGGCUAGCAACACCAAUCUCACUCGACCGGCCUCGGCUACCGUUACCAUCGAGCUUUACAUGAGGCCACUCAGUGUCCACAUCGACAGACAGUCCAAACGGAGACAAAUCUCGGCUGGAAAAACAUACGAAAUCACUUGUCGAAGCACAGGUUCAAUGCCUCCGGCGGUCUUCACGUGGUGGAAAGGUUCAAAGCAGUUGAAGACGGGAAUAACGGCAAACGAGAGCAAUGUGAGUUAUCUGGAAUGGGUACCGAGCCCCGAAGAUGAUGGCAAGUACUUGGCUUGUCGGGCAGAAAAUCCACAUCUACCGGAAGCAGCCAUUGAGGACCGAUGGAAUUUCACCGUACGCUACGCUCCGAUAGUAGUACUUCGCAUGGGUUUAUCGCUGAAUCCGAAAAGCAUCAAGGAGCGGGACGAUGUUUAUUUCGAGUGCAACGUACGAGCGAAUCCAGCUGCCUCGAAGCUCACGUGGUUUCACGAGGGUAUAAAACUGCACCACAACAUCACCAGUGGCAUUGUCCUGUCCGAUCAUUCUCUCGUUCUACAAAGCAUAACUCGCAAAGCCGCCGGCAAGUAUUCUUGUCUCGCGGGAAAUAACGAAGGUCGAUCGACCUCCAAUCUCGUUCACCUUGAGGUCAUGUUUGCACCGAUAUGCAAAAAGGUCGUGAACUCCGGUGGAGGUUGGCGCUCCCAAAAUGCAACCCCGCCGCCGUUCAACGUUCCGGAGCAACUGCACGGCGCCCUCAAACACGAAACUGUUAGUCUAACGUGCGAGGUCGAAGCCAGCCCGACCUUGGUCACCUUCAGGUGGACCUUCAAUAGCAGUGGCGAUUUGGAAGAUAUUCCAGCGACUGAUUACACCAGCGAAGGUACCAUCAGCAGACUCAACUACACCCCGUCGACGGACAUGGAUUACGGGACCAUCGGUUGUUGGGCGAGCAAUCGAGUCGGUAAAAUUCAACAACCUUGUCUUUACCAGGUCGUUGCCGCUGGUCCGCCCUAUCCCCUGCAAAAUUGCACGGCGUACAAUAAUAGCGGUGCAUCGAUACGAAUAUCCUGCGUCGAGGGCUUCGAUGGAGGAUUGCCACAAAAAUUUGUAGCUGUCAUGAACGAACAUCGCUGGGAAUCAUCCACUCCGUACUGGGAACUCGAAAUUCGCAAUCCAACGAGCGUUGCCCUUUACGCGGUCAACUCCAAGGGCUCGAGCAUUCCCGUUACCAUUGAUGGACGAGCCUUUAAGGGAGUCGCCAAGUUCACUGGCGAAUCAGCUCCGGUAUCUUCGGUCGAUAUGUCACCGAUCCUCAUCGGCCUUGGCGGCACGGCCACUGGACUCGGCCUCAUCGUGACCGGAGUUCUAAUGGCCCUGUGGAGGCGACACGCCACCGCUACACCCUCCAAACCCAAGCAACCCCAACAACCCAUCAUUGCUACUUUCACGACUAAAGGCGACGAGGAAGAUGGCAAUCCGGAUCUCAUUCCUACCACCGAUCUCACCAAUCACUCGACCGAUAAAAAGCUUUCGGUUUACGGCUCCCUGCCGCGACGACCCUGCCACUUGGAGGGACGAGAAAUGCCCCACGAGGUCCUAGAGAAUCCGGAUUAUCCGAGAGCAUCGCCUAACAAUUUUUACAGUCUCCAGAGGCCUCAUCGAUAUUCGGAAACGAUCGUCAGGGCCCCAGCGAUCCAGGAGAGUUGCAUAUGAGCAUCGGGGUUUUCUAGAACAAAAAAAACAUUGGAGUGUCAUGGAAGCUGAUGAUCGGGUUGAUCCUUGAGUGCGAUUCGUUCUCAAAGUGUACAAACGAUCAACGAGCCCGUGAAACAUGAAAUUAAACGUUCAAGAGCUUGGUUUAGUGUCGUCAAAGCGGUGCGAGGGACUAUAAACAAACACAAGUGUGACUGAGAAAUGCGCUUGACAUGGGUGUGCCAAUUUAAUGAAAAGAAAGUGAGAGGAAGGGUGGGAUUCGAAUAAACAGGAAUGCACGUUGAGAGGGAGCGCGUGAGCAUGAGACUUUUGGCGAAUUCUCGUGACUUUCGAAUCUCGAAAAAGUAAUAUUUCCAUUUUCAUAUUUCACGCGUACCUUUCACACUAAAUCUGCCCACCCUCGUAGCGGCAUCAUCAAUUUCAGAGGGAAAUUUGUACCGUCGUAAUAAAAAAAAAAAAAAAAAAAAA